AUGACGGCUCUCUCAGGUUUGUCUGAUGCCCAUCUGGUUUUGCUAGCGGUCGAAUUGUGCACACAUGGAGAUAUCUCGCAACUCCCUGAUCUGCUCCGUCAUUUCCGCAACCCGCCCUCUCUCGACGUUGUUCUCCGCAUUAUCUUGACCUUUUUACCGGAAAGCGUUGAGCCAGAUCGCUAUACUACCGUCAUCAAUGGCCUCUAUCUUGAAUCGUCAGCCGCAGCCACGGAGCUAGACAUAGAUACAUCCACAAUCGCAGAGUUGUCUCCCGCUGAAGCUAGAAAGCAAGUCAGAAAGCUACGACUCCUACCUCUUCGAUACCCCGGGCUUUCGAAUGACCCUACAAUCACGCCUCUGACUCAUUUCCUUAUCCAUCGAGCGUACAGAAUAGACAACGAGUUUGGCGUGCAGACGUUUGUCCUUGCCUUGAUCAAGCCGUUUGUCCACACAUCAGAUUACCUCCGCAACUGGGUUAUAGCUACGAUACUUCCGUUGAUUCGGUUCAAUUACGAAUACCACCCUGAUAUGGAGGGAGCACUUUCUCUGGAGCUCCUCGAAUCACUUAAUAGUAAAAGCGCUGUCAAUACUCUCCUUUCUCGCGCAGACCGACGCGAAAAUGGCGGCAACGUAGACCGGGAUAUACGAGGCCUGAUCGGACCGUGGAUCUAUGGACAGGGCAAAUCAAAAAGGCGAAAGCUGAAUGGAGACACUGUAGCAUUUCGAGCUCCGGACAAGGGCUGUUGUGCAGGCUGGCAGGAUGUUAAUGAAUGGUUGCUCUCUACAGCCGUACGGGACUUUGAGUUGGCGGUUGAAGCAGUGAUUCGGUGGGCUGGUCCCAGAGAUGUCGACUUGGGUGGAUAUGAAGAUACGGAAAUGGCCGUGUCGACGGACACGGAGCAGAAACUGGCUUUCGCCUAUGGCCAAGCCGCCAUUGCGGCGGUGUAUACAGUUUCAGAAUGCAAUAAAAAUACUUUCGAAGGUUCCUGUCGCAUUCUAGCGAGAAUUGCGGCUCUUCUAGGGAUUGAAGGACAUUCAACUCUACUAGUACAUGGUGACGAACUACUCCCGAUUGCUCCAAAUACAAUCUGCUCCAACGCCUGCCGCCGAAAUCUCCUUCACAACCUUUUGCUUGAUACGCCUAAUUGCCUUACCUAUCCGUCACGCGAGUCUAUUACGUUUUUAGACGGUGUUCUAGUUUCCAUUCGCACAUUGAAUGACUUUGGUCACUUCAUCACACCCAGGCAUGUUGCGGAAAUAUCACUCUUUGGGGAUGAAAAUGCCCAACUUUAUGAAUUGCAUGAAGUGCUUGGGAUAUUAAAAGGGAAUUCCAAACAGUCACGCAAUUGGGAAUAUGAGGCCGCCAUAUCUACCUACGUUACUCCGUCCUCUCCUCUUUCCUCCGAGGAAGUAGAAAAUGCCGUGACUAACGCCAUUUUUAUGGCUUAUGAUAAUGCAUCGAAUGGAAACAGAACUAGAGGUGGAAUAAAACAUGCCACAGAAAUACUCGAGUCAUUCAUUCCUCAUUUUCCGAGCUCUAUAGCAUUUCAACAAAUACAAUCCCUGAUAUCUGCAACUCAUGCCCUAUCCUUCUAUUCUCUUACCCUCCAGCAUGGCGUUCCGUUUCAACCUGUGAGCAUUCGCGUGCACCAGGACCCACUAUCGUUGAUAGAACGAGUACUGGAACAAAACGCAAAAGCUUACACUGAACUGGACAAUCUUCUAAGAAUUGGCCGCGAUCUGAUCUCUGCCGGGCUUCCAAAUGGCCUACAAGAGGAUGACCUUCCCAAUACAGAUAUAUCCGCUCUAUCUUUCGAGCAGAUCCAGCUGGUUUCUGCUCACAGAGUUACAUCCCUAGCUAUAUCAUGUGCCCUUACUGCAAAUGAUUUCGACACAGCGUACUCAUAUAUCACCACACGACUAGCUCACAAUACCCAAUUCCUGGGCUCAGUGGAUUCAGGCCCCAUCGUCGAAGACAGCCUCUCCUGGCGGGCGGCAUACAAUGCAGGACGCCACCGACCAACAACCUCAGGUGCUGAAAACGCAUCUCUGCAAUCCCGUAUCUCUCGGCUCUCCCAGCAAAUGGAGCUCCUCUCUCUUGCCCUCGUUCUCUCUCCUUCGCCAGACAACCUACCAGAAAUCCUCGCCGUCUGGCGUCGCUCCGAUGAAGAAAUGAACACGCUUCAAACCAAAGAACAAGAGGAAGCAGAAGCCUGGGACGCCCAAGGCGAUCAAACCAGCAUGUCCUCCGCCCCCGGCGCUUUCGGCCCCUCAGACGCUGAACUCGACGCCAUUGACACGCAGCGAGAACGCGCCAGACGGCUACGUACCUCGCGUAACCUUCAGCGUCGACACCGGAGGGAUUACGAAGAAGCACCCAUGGGCCUGUUCGAUGUCGCCCGCGGUGCCGCUCGGGCGAUUAGCAAGAAUGCAUUCCCUCUCGCCUCCGCGUCGACCCCGGCUACGUCUUCGCUGCCGAGGCCCGCCAGUGCAACGUCGAGUCGACCCCGGCAGAGUAUCGAGGUGCCCGGGGACGAGUGGGGAUGGCAUGAUGGGUCCAAUACCCCUUCAGAAGCUGGCGAUGGGAGUAGAGUCAGGAAGAGAGACGUGGUAAGCAAUAUGGUUACAGGAGGACUUGUUAGCGGGCUGGGAUGGGUGCUGGGAGCGCAGCCGGUGAAUCAGAAUACCAAGUAA
Molecule: messenger RNA, 2694 nt
Organism: Uncinocarpus reesii 1704
Lineage: Eukaryota; Fungi; Ascomycota; Eurotiomycetes; Onygenales; Onygenaceae
Exons: 3
Coding region: 1-2694 (897 amino acids)
Biological process (GO): retrograde vesicle-mediated transport, Golgi to endoplasmic reticulum
Source: RefSeq, a predicted model, not a curated record